CACGCUGAGUCAGUCACAAAGUCUUAGAGAGCAACUUAAUACCUGACUUUAACAGCUUGAGGUUUGCUUUAUGGUUUCUCAAUUGGAGUCAAUCUGCAGCCUGAACUGUUUGGCUGACAGCCUCGACGGCACAAGGAUGUCAGGCCUUCUCAACCUCAGCAGCCUGGGCAAGAUCUGCGGCUCCAGUCACAGCAAUGAAAUGGUCGUUUUGGACCGGGUCAAGAGGAAGAACUCUGUCAGGCGCAUGUCAAUUAUUGAAGAUGGUGAAAUUGCGGAGGUUCUCUACCUUAUUCCCAAACAGUCCAUGAUGGAGCAGCUGCCUUUCCUCAACCCCAACGACUACAUCUUGUGUGAAAAGCUGGCCAGUAUACCCGCAGAGAUGUCAGUGCUACAUGCUCAGGAUAGCUGCCACCAGUGUCCUCCAGCGGGGAAGCGGGACAUCCAGUGCUUCAGAUGUGGGGAGCCAUGCAAGGGAGAGGUGCUGCGAGUCCAGAACAGCCACUUCCACAUAAAGUGCUUUACCUGCAAAGUAUGUGGCUGUGACUUGGCUCAGAGUGGCUUCUUCAUGAAGAAUGGUGACUACCUCUGCCCGCUGGACUUCCAGAGGCUUCACGGCACGCUCUGCAACAGCUGUGGGGAAUUUGUGGAGGGAGAGGUGGUCACAGUCUUGGGGAAGAACUACCACCCAGCCUGCUUUGUGUGCAGCAUUUGCAAACAGCACUUUCCUGCUGGGGAUUGUGUCACCUUCAGUGGAAAAGACUGCCUCUGUCAGCACUGUAUUCGGCCCGUGUCUCCUACUCCUAACAACAUCAGCUAUCCCAGUAACUGCUCUGGCUGUGGUAGAGACAUCAAGAAUGGCCAGGCUCUUUUAGCCCUGGGUGGCCAGUGGCACCUGGGCUGCUUCAAGUGUAAAGCCUGCAGGAAAGUGCUGAGUGGAGAAUAUAUCAGCAAGGAUGGUGUUCCCUAUUGUGAGCGGGACUACCAGAUUCACUUUGGGGUACAAUGUGAAGCAUGUCAGAAGUUUAUCACAGGAAAAGUCCUAGAGGCAGGGGACAAACAUUAUCACCCCACCUGUGCAAGAUGCAGCCGAUGUGACAAAAUGUUCACAGAAGGUGAAGAAAUGUAUCUGCAAGGAUCAACAGUUUGGCAUCCAGACUGCAGAGACAGCAGGAGAACUGAGGACAGUUACAUGGUCAGCAGACCAAAAACUCCUUGUCUUGAUUUCUUUUUCCCCUCACGUGCACUGAAGCCCACUAGAUCCUCAUCCGAAAGCUCCUGUUCCAGGCCGGGCUCAUGCACUCCAGGGAGUCCUGGUCGGACUAUCUGCGCAAAAGUAGAUAAUGAGAUCAUUGAUUACCGAGAAUUAGCAGCAAUUCCCAGAGUCAAGGCUAUAUAUGAUAUAGAGCAUCCUGAUAUGAUGUCUUAUAAGUCUGUGAACGACAACUCUUCUGCUUUGGACAACAAAGGCAACAGACAGAACAGGCAAAUCCCUACAGAGUCACCAGGAAACGUGUUUGAAACCACAGAGGAGAGUUUUGAAGUGCGAAAGUAUAUACCAAAAUCUACAAGCCACAGAUCUUUUGGAGUUCAUGCAAUGUUAAAUCGUCAUAGCUACACUCCAACUCUGUCCAGAUCGCCACGACACUUCCACCGGCCAGGGUUGAAGCUUUCUCCCUCUUUAUUCUCUGGCAACACUGACACCUUCCCCACUUCCCCUUUAUGUCACCACUUACUCCCUCACACCAAAGACGAAGGCUUCAACAUGUACAGGAGGCCUCCAAUUUAUAAACAGCAAGAUCCAAAUUCCUCUACAUCCCAAACAUCCUCUUUGCCUGGAUAUGGUCGCAAUGGCCUCAAUCCGCCACGGUCAGCUGAUUUCUCCCAUUGCAAUGGCGACAGAUUCAGAGACUUUAAGCUCAUCCAUGACGGUCAACAUCCAUUAGCCAAAAUGGGUAGAGGAGUGUCUAUGCCUAACUUGUUGGAACCAAAAGUCUACCCAUAUGAAAUGCUCACAGUAGCAAAUAGAGGACGAGUGAAGCUUCCCAAGGAUGUUGACAGAACAAGACUCGAGCGGCACCUAUCGCCAGAUUCAUUUUUUGAGAUCUUUGGCAUGGAGAUUCAAGAAUUUGACACACUUCCACUGUGGAAACGUAAUGACAUGAAGAGGAAUGCAAAUCUAUUCUAAAUGCUGCCUGAUGCAUGUUUUAACUCAUUGUUAAUAUGCAGUAUAUGUCGAGUUCUGAUGACCCUUUAUAUUUAUUUCUUUACACAAAAAUUUUACAUUUUUUGCCUAAGAACUGGAUAAAUUACAUGUUUUCGGGGACACAAUAUUGUGUUUCCCACUUAGUUUUUUAGGCUAUUGUAAUGAAUGAAGUUUAAAUGUAUUAAUACCUCAAAGCAGAUAUGAACAUGAGAACUCAAUUUAGCCAUAGUCUUAGCUUCAGUAAUAGCCAUUAUUAUUUUGUCUUUCCUAAAUCAGCCCUGUCCCCCCAGGGAUUACGUUCAUAUUGGACGAUUCAGAUGUAUACAAUUUAUAUCUAUUCAUCAUAAAUGCAACAGGUAGUGUGGCAUUUUUAUAGCAUGCUGAAAAGUGAAAAGUGAGACUCUUAAGCAAGGGCCUAAAAGCAACAUAAAGGCUUUGCAUAAUACAGCUAAAGCCUCACUGAAACAUUUUCAUUGGUGUAGUGUAGUGUAGUGUAGUGUAGUCACUGGUUGCCUUCUAAAAAUUGAAGUAUUAUUGAUUUUAGAACACAGAGUUUGUGGUUAGGGUAUUUAUGUUGUUUAAAGUCAGAGACAUUCAUAUCUAAAAUGGCUGUGAAGCUGGUUAAAGUUAGUCCUAAUUAUAAGCCUUUUGUAGAUCAUUAUUAUUACCCUUUCUGAAUAAUACUUCCCAUGAUACCUAAUGUAUGGUACAGUGAUGGGAUACAUAAUCUUCAUCAAUUACUAUGUGAUAUUAUAGUUUUGUUACUCAGUUGAUACUCAGUUACACAAAUGUUAAAGCACAAAACUGGAAAGAGUCACUAAAUUAUCACUGAAAUGUGCUUUAUUGGACUGUUAAAGGAAUAAUUAAGAUGAUCUGACACUGACUUAGCUGUGAUAAACAUCACUGUAUAUGUUACCGUGACACUGUUGUUCCAGCACACCACCUCAAUAAAAUCUUCCACUUCUUAAAA
This is a messenger RNA of Siniperca chuatsi (mandarin fish), 3173 nucleotides long. Its product is annotated as actin-binding LIM protein 1-like. Gene Ontology annotation, cellular component: actin cytoskeleton; stress fiber. The record is from RefSeq and is a predicted model, not a curated record. Gene Ontology annotation, biological process: lamellipodium assembly; cytoskeleton organization; cilium assembly. Bases 71 to 2185 code for a protein of 704 amino acids. Lineage: Eukaryota; Metazoa; Chordata; Actinopteri; Centrarchiformes; Sinipercidae. Gene Ontology annotation, molecular function: actin filament binding. The transcript is spliced from 21 exons.